AUGCCUCCGCAGAAGAAGCAAAUACCCGAUGAGUACGUCAAAUUCUACGAACAUGAACACAACUUGGGAAAACAGCAGAGACUGCAGCUGGCAGAUGUGUUUUACCGAAUCACGGUGUCACAGUCUUUGAUUGGUAUCGCUGGAUUAGCACUGGGAGGCUCGAUACCAUUGAUAUUGCUCCGCAUAAACGGCAGAAAGGCAACAAAGAUGACCGCACUUCAUCAAACACUUGGUGGAAUGGUUGGUGGGUUUGUGUUGCCUCAAUUCUGCGGUCCCAUGCUAUUUAGAAGACAAUUGGCGAGGCUGGAAGCUCAGGAUGUGGAAGUCCGCAAGACUUUUGAACUCACUCCAUAUCCCACAAUGAUGGCGUUCAUGUGGAGGAACUACUUUGCGAACGAUCGGAAGCUACCUGACCCGAACGAUGUACAAAAGGCUUUGAAUACGGCCAGGACAGAGAAUAGAUCUGGCGUUUUCGUGGAUUCCGAGGCUAUAUCACCGGCGUGGGAUAAGGUGAGGAAGUCCCAAGGACGCGCCCAUGCCACAGAGCAAGAGGAUCGGAAUGAAGACGAUAUUUUUGGAUUUGACGAGCCUGAGCAGGAGGGCAUCAAGGAUGUGGAUACGGACGAAUCGUCGUGGGAGAGGAUACGGAAACAGCAGAGUGUAUCAUAUCGUCCUCCCAAGGAUUAA
Messenger RNA from Kuraishia capsulata CBS 1993, 687 nucleotides. RefSeq lists its product as uncharacterized. The transcript has a single exon. The record is from RefSeq and is a predicted model, not a curated record. NCBI's taxonomy places the organism in Eukaryota, Fungi, Ascomycota, Pichiomycetes, Pichiales, Pichiaceae. The coding region runs from base 1 to 687 and encodes 228 amino acids.